AUGCUUGGCUGGAGGCGGCUGGCUCUGGCCGGCUCCCAGGUGCUGCGCCGCGGCGCCGGGGGCCUGGAUGCUGCCGGGCGCUUCGGGAACAGAACAGACAUCUGGCUGUUAGUUAGAAGUCUCCAUGGCAAGAGUGGCACUUGGUGGGAUGAGCAUCUUUCUGAAGAAAAUGCUGAGUUUGUUAAGCAGAUGGUCUCCGAAGAAAAUAAAGCUCAAUUAGCAAGUAAAUUGUGCCCUCUGAAAGAUGAACCGUGGCCUAUACAUCCUUGGGAGCCAGGUUCCUGUAGAGUAGGCCUUGUCGCAGUGAAGCUGGGAAUGAUGCCUUUAUGGACCAAAGAUGGUCAAAAGCAUGUGACCACAUUACUUCAGGUACAGGACUGUCAUGUGCUACGAUAUACUCCAAAGGAAAAUAAUGAUGGGAAAAAUGCAACUCUCACUGUAGGAGGAAAAACCGUAUCCCGUUUUUAUAAACGUAAAUCCAUAUUGGAAUUUUAUCAAGAACUUGGAUUGCCACCAAAACAGAAAAUUAAAAUCUUUCGUGUAACAGAUAAUGCUGUAAUUAAGCCAGGUACCCCUCUUUAUGCUGCUCACUUUCGCCCAGGACAGUAUGUGGAUGUCACAGCCAAAACCAUUGGUAAAGGGUUUCAAGGUGUCAUGAAACGAUGGGGAUUUAAAGGCCAGCCUGCUUCUCAUGGUCAAACGAAAACUCACCGGAGACCUGGAGCUAUUUCAACUGGUGAUGUCGCCAGAGUCUGGCCUGGAACUAAAAUGCCUGGGAAAAUGGGAAACAUAGAUAGGACAGCAUUUGGACUGAAAGUGUGGAGAAUAAAUACAAAGCACAAUAUAAUCUAUGUAAAUGGCUCUGUACCUGGACAUAGAAAUUGCUUAGUAAAGAUCAAAGAUUCUAUACUACCUGCAUAUAAGGAUUUCUCCAAAAAUCUACCAUUCCCUACCUAUUUUCCUGAUGGAGAUGACGAGGAACUACCAGAAAAUUUAUAUGAUGAAAAUAUGUGUCUACCCAGUGCACCUUCUAUUACAUUUGCCUAA
Molecule: messenger RNA, 1047 nt
Organism: Pipistrellus nathusii (Nathusius's pipistrelle)
Lineage: Eukaryota; Metazoa; Chordata; Mammalia; Chiroptera; Vespertilionidae
Source: the annotation of a GenBank genome assembly